GCACAUGUUUUCCAUGAACGGUUAGUUGUUUUGGUUUUGGUUUAAGUGUGCGGUGCUGUAUACCGUUUCUGUAAAUAUACCUGAUUGAUUUUGCAGUAAAAGUUCUGGUUCUUGAUUAAUCAAACACAUUGUGCUUAUAAUGAAGGACAACACUCCUCCGAUGUCCCCCUAUGAGUUAAAUGAGGAGGAAGCAGAUGAUGAGCUGAUAUAUAUUGGUGACGCUGAUGAAGUUUUAGAUCAAUGGGAAAACAAUGCCGAUGAUAGUGUGGAUUCUCACGAAGAUUACGGAUUCGCUGAUGAUGAGUACGAUUCCGAAAAUGUGUACGUUCCGGAACGUGAUGAUGCUUUGGUUACAUUUACCAAGCAUACCGGACCAGUAUUCUGCGGUUCUUUGCAUCCUUCAGAAGAUCUAGCCGUGACAGGAGGAGAAGACGAUCGUGCUUUUGUAUGGAACAUCAAAAGUGGAGAUGUAAUUUUUGAAGCUCCUGGACAUACAGAUUCGGUGAUUGCAUGUGAGUUCAGCUAUGAUGGAAUGUUCUUAGCGACUGGGGAUAUGGCUGGACAGAUUCAGGUUUUCAAAACUACACAAGAUUACAAAAAAGUUUGGGAGUUUCCCAUGGGCGAUAUGUGUUGGAUGAAGUGGCACUUCGGAUCGCACGUUCUUCUUGCAGGAGCCGAUACCGGGGAAAUUUAUGUAUGGAGGAUACCAUCUGGAGAUUGCAAGGUAAUGCAAGGAUUCGGAGAAAAGUGUGAGAUUGCAAAGUUGACUCAUGAUGGAAAGAAAAUCGCUGCUGGAUACGGCAAUGGUUCGUUUAAAAUAUGGGACAUUAAAAGUAAUGUCCCGUCACUGGAUAUAGUACCGAAUGAGUCCUUUGGUCACACAAGCAACAUCACCUGUAUGUCAAUUGAUCGAGACAGCCAGCUGGUUUUAACAGGAAGCGAAGAAGGCAAGGCUGUUAUAAUGGGUCCAUCUGGACCGGUUGGAUCUCUGCAACCAGAGGAUGGACCAGUGGAAGCGGUAGUAAUUGAUUACCCGGAUUUUGAGGUGAAAGUGGCUGCUACUGGGACGUUGAAUGGUACAGUUACAAUAUGGGACGUUACCAGGCAAACUGCACGAGUCCAAUGUGAAGACUCCCAUCGGACAGGAAUAACCAAGUUACUUUGGGGGAAAGAUAAUAGUUUGGUUGGGGGGACUCUGGGUGGCAUUAUUAAAGUUUGGGAUCUACGCAGUGGAUCGCUUAAGUAUGAUUUACUUGGUCAUCGAAAUGAUAUUCAGGAUGUUACCUACGAUAUGUCUAGAAAUUUGCUACUUUCAACGUCUGAGGAUGGAACUGCGAAAAUAUUUCAACUCCGAUAGAGUUAGUAGUAAACCAAUUGAAAUGUAUGAAAUGUACUAUAGAGUAAAUAUUUUUUAUGAACAUUUAAAUAGCUUGCUAAUACAAGAGCUAAUCCACAGGUUUAUGCCAUUGUUAAA
Malaya genurostris is the source of this 1474-nucleotide messenger RNA. Its product is annotated as angio-associated migratory cell protein. The record is from RefSeq and is a predicted model, not a curated record. NCBI's taxonomy places the organism in Eukaryota, Metazoa, Arthropoda, Insecta, Diptera, Culicidae. Bases 140 to 1357 code for a protein of 405 amino acids. The transcript has 3 exons. Gene Ontology annotation, molecular function: protein binding.